CCAGUUUUCCUAGAUGCAGGAGAGAGCGUCCAUAGUUUCAGUUCCAAGCAACUGGUGGCAAAAGAUGGCAGGGACAGCGCGCCAUGACCGAGAGAUGGCAAUCCAGGCCAAGAAAAAGCUCACCACGGCCACCGACCCCAUUGAAAGACUCCGACUGCAGUGCCUGGCCAGGGGCUCUGCUGGGAUCAAAGGACUUGGCAGAGUGUUUAGAAUUAUGGAUGACGAUAAUAAUCGAACCCUUGAUUUUAAAGAAUUUAUGAAAGGGUUAAAUGAUUAUGCUGUGGUAAUGGAAAGGGAAGAGGUAGAAGAGCUUUUCCGGAGGUUUGAUAAAGAUGGAAAUGGAACAAUAGACUUCAAUGAAUUUCUUCUCACAUUAAGACCUCCAAUGUCCAGAGCCAGAAAAGAGGUAAUCAUGCAAGCUUUUAGAAAGUUAGACAAGACUGGAGAUGGCGUUAUAACAAUCGAAGACCUUCGUGAGGUGUAUAAUGCAAAACACCAUCCAAAGUACCAGAAUGGGGAAUGGAGUGAGGAACAAGUAUUUAGGAAAUUUCUGGAUAACUUUGAUUCACCCUAUGACAAAGAUGGAUUGGUUUCGAAAGAAGACUUUUUGAAUUAUUAUGCAGGUGUCAGUGCUUCUGUUGACACCGAUGCCUAUUUCAUUUUGAUGAUGACAAAAUCUUGGAGAUUAUAACUUUUACCUAUUAAUUCUUUUGGAAAUCAGGGUCUCCCAGAGCGGAAUGAGUUUGAAAGAAUUCCAAGCUAUGGAUUUGGAUCAGGUGUAAACUAAAUUUCCUAAAAGAUCUGGAAUUUUAAAAGCAAUAAAUAGAUCUUUGAUCAUCUUAAUUAUCUGGAAUGCGUUCAUUUUUAUAAAUGCCUGAGAUUAUAUUUUUAAGUCAUGAAGGAAGGAAGAAGGGAGAAAGGAAGGAGAGAGAAAGGAAGAAAGAAAACCAUGAAGUGAUAUUGAGAAGUGGCUCCUAGGUAAAACAAUCUGCUUGUUGUUAUAGAUGUUCCUCUUAUAGGUGUAAAUGUAGCUGCUUCCUCACACCUUCACUUUAUAGUCUUGGAACUCCAUAGCAGAAGGUGAUAAUACAGGGAUUAGAGGAACCUCUAACUGUGUAAAAUGUCCUGAACUUAUUUAUUUUAAUCUUGGUGAAUACAAAUAAAAUAACAUUUAUUUUAUUCU
Molecule: messenger RNA, 1183 nt
Organism: Chlorocebus sabaeus (green monkey)
Lineage: Eukaryota; Metazoa; Chordata; Mammalia; Primates; Cercopithecidae
Gene: CAPSL
Product: calcyphosine like
Molecular function (GO): calcium ion binding
Source: RefSeq, a predicted model, not a curated record